AUGGCGGCCCCCCCAGAGGUUGGAGUAGCAGUGAUAGACGUAACGGCCUGCGCCAACCCCAGAAUUGGAGUCGUCCGCGUUCAGCCGGACCAGUUAACCGGAAGGCCAAGCCCGUUGGCCCCGUCCCGGGCGAGCCAACCCCGGGUAAAUCCUGAUGGGACGGCUAUUUGUCGUUCGCGCAUCCGGUUCAUCGGGUGUUCAUGGCAUUUUGCUCCAGGGACAUAUGGGAAGGGGGUUGGUCUUCUCCUCAGCAACUCCAAGUCCUUUGGUAGUCCCGGAACCGCUCCCCGGAGAACCGGAUUGGUGGACCAUUUACGCGAGAGGUGGUUAUGGCCAUGGAAGAAUGCGGGGGUGGCUGACUCCCGUGCUCCACUUGUGUGCAACCAUCUUCGCGUUGUCGUUCCACUGGCCCCUCAACCGAACUCCACCCCCCAUUCCACAUAUGAGUCUUCUUUUCUUUUCGAAGACCAAUCAUUCAGCGGGUUUAGCUCAGUUGGGAGAGCGUCAGACUGA
Messenger RNA from Chaetomium globosum CBS 148.51, 513 nucleotides. RefSeq lists its product as uncharacterized. The transcript is spliced from 2 exons. The record is from RefSeq and is a predicted model, not a curated record. Lineage: Eukaryota; Fungi; Ascomycota; Sordariomycetes; Sordariales; Chaetomiaceae. Bases 1 to 513 code for a protein of 170 amino acids.